Messenger RNA from Encephalitozoon cuniculi GB-M1, 1593 nucleotides. RefSeq lists its product as uncharacterized. The coding region runs from base 1 to 1593 and encodes 530 amino acids. Gene Ontology annotation, cellular component: cytoplasm. Gene Ontology annotation, biological process: post-transcriptional regulation of gene expression. Gene Ontology annotation, molecular function: mRNA binding. The record is from RefSeq and is marked provisional. The transcript has a single exon. Lineage: Eukaryota; Fungi; Microsporidia; Unikaryonidae.
AUGAAGCGAGAAGAAAUAGACGACAGUAGUGAUUGCCGCAUCCGCUAUGCAGACUUCCGGGAUAGUGGGAAUAGACCUAUAUCUGCACCACCGGUGGACAAGUUUUUUAUAGAGGACGAGGUGGAGCUUGGCGAUAUCCAAACAGAUCUAAACUAUUCUAUUUUUUACAGAAGGAACUGCAAAAACGAGCCGCGAUUGCAGCCGCCGAGCUUCUUUAUAAGAGGGCAGAGCGGGUACUGGACAAGUCAGUAUGAUGACUUGAUAGCUAAGGCAUUUUCUAAUACAGGCUUUCUCGACAUAAAGACGAUUGGAGAGCUUUCCUCUGGAUCUGAGAGUAGCAGGUCCCUUGCAGAAAGAAUCGAUGAAGAUUAUCCCGAGUCUGAGAAAAGUAGCGAGUACAAGGGAACCUCUCGGGCAACAACGCCGAUAGGAAACAUGAAUGUGCUGGACACGGAGACAUUCAGUGCCAUGCUGAAUCUCAAGGGAGCAAAGGGAGUGGAAUGCACACAAGGGGGAGGAAAUCGUAGAUCCUCAUCUGCGAUUGGAGACAUCGGGGGGAUUCCCAUGGAUAGCAGGUUUCUUCGGGAGCUUCUAGAAAUACACGAAGAGCAAGGCGGGAAAGGAUGCAAGGGUGUACCUGGAGGGCCAUCGAUGAAGGACAUAUGUGUGAGCAUAAGCAAGGAUCAGGAAGGAAGUAGAUGCAUACAAAGGAAAAUGGACAGCAUUUCCAGGGCGGAGAUUUCGUGGUUCUUCAACAAUAUUGUAGAUGCAGCACCGGAGCUGUCUGCCAACUUGUUUGGAAACUAUGUCAUCCAGAAGAUCAUACCUCUCCUAACUGAGGAGGAAAGAGCGAGGCUGAUUGCCAAGCUGGCCAAGCAGAUCAAUCUUCUUUCUGUUCAUCCGUACGGAUGCAGGGUAAUCCAAAAGUUGGUGGAUGUCUCUUCAGACGUCGACUUUAUUUUGGAGGAGGUGAGAGACAACCUACUGGAGCUGAUAGAGGACCAGAACGGAAAUCAUGUUAUCCAGAAAUGCAUAGAAAAGUGUAAGGACAGAAACAUCAUUCUCCAGCAAUUCUCAGAGAAUUCCUUAUUUCUGGCGACCCACAAGUAUGGAUGUAGGGUUAUCCAGAGGAUGCUGGAGUUUUGCAGAGAGGACGAGAUCAAGAACAUUGUAGAGGUUCUUAUAAGCAACAUAAAGACUCUUGUUGACGACCAGUACGGAAACUAUGUCAUUCAGCACAUUCUGGCUGUCGGAAAAGAAGACGAAAAGAACCUAGUCAUUGAAAAGAUCAUUGAGAAGAGCUACGAGCUGAGCAGAUGUAAGUUCUCAAGCAACGUUGUUGAGCAAUGCGUCAAGCUUUCAAACAACGGGCAAAGGGAACGGUUUCUGGCUAAAUUCCUGGAGCCCGUGGGAUCCAAGCCUGGGAUGUACUCGAUGUGUGUUGAUAUGUAUGGAAACUAUGUGGUGCAGCGCCUAUACGACUCCUCUGGGGAGAACAUACGGAGGGAGAUGAAAAGUGCAUUGAGACCUUUUGUUAGGGAUCUCAAGAAGUCUCCAUUUGCAAGACACAUCCUCUUCAAAAUCAACACAUGA